This is a messenger RNA of Symbiodinium natans, 924 nucleotides long. NCBI's taxonomy places the organism in Eukaryota, Dinophyceae, Suessiales, Symbiodiniaceae. The record is from the annotation of a GenBank genome assembly.
AUGGCGCCAACCACCUCAGAAGGCCCAGGGGAGUAUGCAGACGAGUUGAGUGAACAUCAGUCCAUCCUCUUCACGGAGGUCUUCUCUGGCUUUGUUGGAGAGACCGCAGCACCGCCGCGGACAGCACCGCAGACAGCACCGCCGACAGCACCGGCACGGAAGGACGCCAAACCUUCCAAGGAGGAUUCGAAAGACUCAGGUGCCCAAAGCAAAUCUGGCAAGGAUGCCAAUGAAGACGGGAAGGUUUGUGAGUGGUCGCCGCUGCUGAAUGUGCAGAGGAAAUUCUGCAAGCAUCAGCAGCGACAGUACUUUGUCCAGGUUGCGCCCGAUCUUCUGAAAGGAGAACCUUUCGGCAGAUUGCGGAGGAAGGGAUACGGCGCCAUGAUGCGAAAUCCCCCGCUGUCCCUGCCAUCUGCUGUGUCAACCCAGUUUGGUUUUCCAGAUACCUGGCUGACAUCGAGAUCGUCUUGCAAUGAUGUUGCGCGGAGGAGGAAUCUCGCUCCGACUGUGGAGCGCUUUCCGGCCUUGAGAAGCACGGGCGUUCGACCACCACUUUGCGACUUGGAUGAGAUAGAUGCGAAAGAUGAGGCAGCGGCUUGGGGGUCGUCCACUCCCAAGGCAACGGAUCGGCGUGAAGUUAGAGAGCCAUCUUUCAAGAUCGAUCGGCCAUGGCUGUCUGGGGUCAUCACCUCAGCCCACGCCAAUGUCUUCAAGGCACGAUACCGUUCAGCGCAGUGUGGCCUUGUGGCAGGCCCGUCGACCCCGUCUCUUGGAGUGUUCGCCUUGGUUGAAAAGGGUGGAAUCAGUGGAAUCUCUUUUACAAUUGCACUUGAAACUCAGAGUUUACCAGAUCAGGCGGGCAGCUGGAGGCUUAUGUGCAAUGUGCUUAGCAGUGGAUGCGGCUCCAUGCCGUUUGUGCAAUGA